Molecule: messenger RNA, 1608 nt
Organism: Chara braunii
Lineage: Eukaryota; Viridiplantae; Streptophyta; Charophyceae; Charales; Characeae
Source: the annotation of a GenBank genome assembly
CGUAACGGUGUUCUCUCUUUCGUUGUCUCUGCCUCACAAACGUUCGUCUGUCCGUUCGUCUUUGCGAUUGUCAAUGCGAUCGGUGCGUUUGGCAGGUUAAUGACCGUUCGGAAGCAGGCGGAAGCGGAGGCGGAAGCAGAGGCGGAAGGGGAAGCGGAGUAGUAGGAGCAGGGGGAGGAGAAGGACAACGAAUCAUAGUAAGGAGGGAAACCAAGUGCGCGGCUUUUUUGUGACUCUCUCGUUCGGAGUCGGUGCGCUUGCGCUUUUCGAUUGACGUCAUCCAAUCAAUGGUCAACGCAUUAAUCCAGCCGGGGGCGGCUGCUGCGCACACGAGAAAACUUCUUCGAUCCCCGACUUUGUCAAAUCGUGGGAGGUUCUGCCACGUGGCAGAUGUGAAAGCUGGAAUGUCGUCGUUGGCGUCCGCCACGGUGGCGGACCCCCGGCCAUUACAUCGGCGACCGGUACUCCGCUUAUCAUCGUGCAUCAGAGGGCGUCUGGCAUUGCAUGGGCGACCGGUAGUCCGCUUAUCUUCGUGCAUUAGAGGCCCUGUUUCUUCCUCCUUCCUUGCGGCCUCCUUUUCUUCUUUUUCCUCCUCCUCCUCCUCCUCCUCCUCUUGGAAUUUCCAUCGAUCUUCCGUCAGACCGUCAUCUGUAUCAACGGUCCGAUCUGAGCACACCAAAACGUUCUCCACGUCAUCGGCGCGCAGUGUGGCGUUGUCGCGACGUCUCAGUCCCGGUAAGAGGAAUCUGCCUCUUGAGGGAAAUUGGUGUUUGUCAGCUUCUUCGUCUUCUUCUUCUUCUUCUUCUUCUUCUUCUUCUUCUUCCUCUUCCUCUAAAGUUUUUUUUCUGGACAGACGCCGGCCACGUGGCGGGAUAUCUGGAGAGGGAGUGGUGAGGAGAAGCAGUCCCGGCGGAGCGGCUGGUCCCGACAAAGGGGGGUUUCUGCCAUCUCUCCCACGCCGGUUCUUGCUACAGGGAGCCUUUCGCAACAUGCUUGGCAUCGGGAUAGGGGUCGUACUCCUAGGUAACGCCCUAUCCCGACCACGCAUGGCGUUCGCACGAUCCAAGACUUCGAAUGUCGAUCAGUCUUCCGCUUCGCUAUCUUGCUCUAUCCGUGACAGAACUCCAGACACGGACUUCUAUUCUUUUCCAAGAUUUGUGACUCACAUCGAUGAUCCGGCAAUCAAUGCGCUCUCCAAGUACUACGCUUCGGUGUUUCCCCCUACCAACACUCCUGGUGUGACCAUCUUAGACUUGUGCAGCAGUUGGAUUAGCCAUUACCCAGCUGGAUACAAACAAGAAAGGAUUGCAGCAGUUGGGCUUAACGAGGAAGAGCUGAGGCGGAAUACGGUUCUGACUGAGUACAUUGUCCAAGACCUGAACAAAGAUCCCAAGCUGCCUUACGAGGACAAUUCUUUUGAUGUCAUCACAAACGCGGCUUUGGACAUUUCACCAAAUCCGGGAAGGACCGAUCCCAUGUAUGUUGUUUUCUCAAGGAAGCUGAGAGCAUGACGGCAACGGAUGCUAGUUGCUGUGUUUUCUACUUUUUAUUGUUAUCACAUCCUAUAAUCGUCUUGUUUGAAUUAUGAAACAAAGUUAAGGAAAUCUA